This is a messenger RNA of Dracunculus medinensis (Guinea worm), 1077 nucleotides long. Lineage: Eukaryota; Metazoa; Nematoda; Chromadorea; Rhabditida; Dracunculidae. The record is from the annotation of a GenBank genome assembly.
AUGUACGAUUUUGGGUUGGCAAUGCUAAACAGUAAUUAUAAAGUAAUAAAUUGUAAGAAAGGGCCAAGGCCAACAAAUCAAAAGCGCAUUUACUUUAUUAUAUGGAAAUAUAAUUUAUAUUAUUUUAAGGCAGCAUUCUGGUACUGUGCAUUAUUUGGCUUUAAGCCACUUGCUUAUCGCGGCCUGGAAACUGGUAAUCGACUAAUCGCAUCGCAUGCAGUUCAACAAGGAAAGAUAAUUUUUGUAUUCGAAUCAGCUCUACUGCCAUGUUGCAAAAAAAUUGGUGCGCAUGUUGCUCACCAUGGCGAUGGUGUCAAAGAUAUUGCAUUUCAAGUAGAAAAUAUUGAGUGGAUUAUCGAAAAAGCUCGUUCGAAAGGUGCGAAAAUUUUAUCAGAAGUUAGUGAAGAAUCCGAUGAAUAUGGUUUUGUUAAAACUGCUUCGCUUCAAACGUAUGGUGACACUGUUCACACUUUAAUUGAGAGGAGAAAUUAUAACGGUGUUUUCCUUCCUGGAUUUCGAAAGCAUAACAUGAAGACCGAACUUUUUGACAAAUUACCACAGGUUGGACUUCAUUUCAUUGAUCAUUGUGUUGGUAACCAAGCUGAACACCAAAUGGAAAUUACGGUGAAAUGGUAUGAAAAUGUUCUAGGCUUUCAUAGAUUUUGGUCAGUGGAUGAUUCUAUCAUUCAUACGGAAUAUUCAGCACUUCGAUCUGUUGUAGUGACAAAUGCUCAAGAAACUAUUAAAAUGCCGAUAAAUGAGCCGGCAACUGGACGUAAAGCAAUUUCGCAAAUACAGGAAUUCGUUGAUUUUUAUGGCGGAGCUGGAGUGCAACAUAUCGCCUUAAACACAACUGAUAUUAUUCAAGCGAUAACUGCGUUAAAAGCUCGUGGUAUGGAAUUUCUGCAAAUACCAGAAGUUUAUUAUAAGACUUUACGCAAAAAAUUGCAAUCGGCAAAAGUCAAGGGUUUUGGCGCUGGAAAUUUCAAAGCUCUUUUCGAGUCGAUUGAAAUGGAGCAAAAUGAACGGGGAAAUUUGUUUUACACGAAUGUCGUUGACGGUGGUGAACGAAUUUGA